Molecule: messenger RNA, 3093 nt
Organism: Rhagoletis zephyria (snowberry fruit fly)
Lineage: Eukaryota; Metazoa; Arthropoda; Insecta; Diptera; Tephritidae
Source: RefSeq, a predicted model, not a curated record
AUGGACCAAGAGCCAAAACCAGCAGCAGCAACGACUGAACCAGCCGGAGAUGCGGCGCCGGUUAAGUCGGAAAAGGAGCUGAAAAAGGAGGCUGCCCGACUGGCCAAGCUGGAGAAGUUCAAGCAGAAGCAGGAGAAGCUGGCGGCGGCGAAGCCCGCCGGUGACUCGAAGAAGGCCGCCGCUAAGGAGGCCAAGGCGACGAAGAAGGUCGUGGUCACCUACGACCGCCCCAUCGCCAAGGGCGAGAAGAAGGACGUCGCCAGCGACCCGAUGCCCGACGCCUACAGUCCCAAGUACGUGGAGGCCGUCUGGUACGACUGGUGGGAGGCGCAGGGCUACUUCAAGCCCGAAUACAACGCCCCCGACGGGGACAUCAGCAAGCCGAACCCGAAGGGCCAAUUUGUGAUGGUCAUUCCGCCGCCGAACGUCACCGGGUACCUGCACCUGGGCCACGCGCUGACGAACGCCAUCGAGGACAGCCUGACUCGCUGGCACCGCAUGUCCGGUCGAACGACGCUCUGGAACCCUGGCUGCGACCACGCUGGCAUCAGCACGCAGAUCGUCGUCGAGAAGAAGCUGAUGCGUGAGCGACAGAUCACGCGCCACGACAUUGGCCGUGAGGCCUUCGUCGAGGAGGUGUGGAAGUGGAAGAACGAGAAGGGCGACCGCAUCUACGAGCAGCUGAAGAUUCUCGGCAUCAGCGCCGACUGGAGCCGGGCCACCUUCACACUGGACCCAAAGAUGUGCAAGGCGGUUACGGAGGCCUUUGUGCAGCUGCACGAGCGCGGUCUCAUCUACCGCACCAAGCGCCUGGUCAACUGGAGCUGCACCUUUCGCUCCGCCAUCAGCGACAUUGAGGUGAACAAGGAGGAGCUGACGGGGAGGACCUUCUUGGCUGUGCCCGGCUACCCGGAGAAGGUCGAGUUUGGCGUCAUGCACUCAUUUGCCUAUCAGGUACGGUUUGCGGACGGCCCGAAGGAGAUUGUGGUCGCCACGACGCGUAUCGAAACGAUGCUCGGUGACACGGCCAUCGCCGUUCACCCCUCCGACCAGCGCUUCAAGGCGCUGCACGGCAAGUCAGCCCUGCAUCCCUUCAUCGCCGGCCGCCGCCUGCCUAUCGUCCUCGACGAUUACGUGGAGAUGGACUUUGGCAGUGGCGCCGUGAAGAUCACUCCGGCGCACGACCCCAACGACUACGAGAUUGGCCUCCGUCACAACCUCCCCUUCAUCACCAUCAUCACCGACGAUGGGCUGAUGGCGGACAACUGCGGCCCACUGUUUAGCGGCAUGAAGCGCUUUGAUGCGCGCAAGGCGGUCAUUGCCGAGCUGAAGAAGCUAGGUCUGUACAAGGGCGCGGCGGACAACGCCAUGGUGGUGCCCAUCUGCGACCGCUCCAAGGACAUCAUCGAGCCGCUGAUCAAGUACCAGUGGUACGUCGACGUGAAGGACAUUGCCGCCCGAUCGGCGGAAGUGGUCCGCUCCGGGAAGCUAAAGGUGCUCCCCAAGCUGCACGAGAAGACAUGGUUCCGCUGGAUGGAGACCAUUCGCGACUGGUGCAUCUCACGGCAGAACUGGUGGGGCCACCGCAUUCCCAUCUACUUUGCCACCGUCAACGGACAGGUGGUGGACGAAGCAGCUGGCGAGGAGGAGUUUAACCGUCACUGGGUUUCCGGACGGGACGAGGCUGAGGCUCGUCGCAAGGCCGCCGCCCUCUUUGGGGUGCCCGAAGAGCAGAUCACGCUGAAGCAGGACGAGGACGUCCUCGACACCUGGUUCAGCUCAGGCCUCUUUCCCUUUGCCAUCUUUGGCUGGCCAGACAAAACCGCCGACCUGGAGGCCUUCUUCCCGGGCAACCUCCUCGAGACCGGCCAGGACAUUAUCUUCUUCUGGGUGGCGAAGAUGGUGAUGCUCAGUCUGCUGCUGACUGAGCGGCUGCCCUUUGAAACCGUCUACCUGCAUUCGAUCAUCCGCGACGCGCACGGAAAGAAGAUGAGCAAGUCGCUGGGCAAUGUCAUUGACCCGGUGCACGUCAUCAACGGCAUCUCACUGGUGGAACUUCACGAGACGCUCAAGGGCUCCAAUCUCAGUGAGCAUGAGUACGAACGCGCCAUCAAAGUGCAGAAGGCGGACUUUCCCAACGGCAUUCCUGAGUGCGGCACUGACGCCCUGCGCUACGGUCUGCUCGCCUACACCGUUCAAGGGCGGGACAUCAACCUGGACAUUAAGCGCAUCGAGGGCUACCGAAACUUCUGCAACAAACUGUGGAACGCCAUCAAGUUUACGCUGCUCAAUCUAGGCCCGGGAUUUGUGCCCANGGGACAUCAACCUGGCGGGUCAGAGUCCAAGCUGGACAAGUGGAUCCUCAGUUGCGCUUACCAGACGACGAAGCUCGUGGGCGAGGCCUUCACCGAGUACCGCUUUGCCGAUCUCACCGAACUGCUGUACGACUUUUGGCUGUACAAGUUCUGCAACACCUACCUUGAGUCCAUUAAGCCGGUGAUUGGCGCCGCAGAGGCAAAUCCGGUCGCGGCGAACGCUGCCCGCCAGACACUAUACACUGUGGUAGACAUUGGCCUGCGUCUCCUUCAUCCGCUGACGCCCUUCAUCACUGAAGAGCUGUACCAGCGCCUGCCGCGCCGAGACGCCGCCGCCGACCCGCCCAGUAUUAGCGUCACCGCCUACCCCACCGUGGAGGCUUUUGCUGAGAUUGGCAUUCGCCGGGAUGAGCUCCUCGAGGAGGAGUUUCUGACGUACUGCUCCUCUAUUGAAGUGCUGCCCUCGGCAGAGAAUGCUAGCGACGACAGCUUUGUGCCGCCCGAAGGCACCGCCAUUCUAACCAUCAGCGACGCCUGCCAGGCCUUCAUGCACCUGAAGGGGCUGAUUGACACCGCCAAGGAGAGCGAGCGACUCGCCUCGAAGGAGGAGAAGAUCACCGGUCAGCUGGCCAGGCUGAAGGAGUCGAUGGCCGUGGCCGACUACGAGAACAAGGUGCCCGUCGACGUGCAGGCCGCCAACCAGGAGAGGCUGACGCAGUUCAACGGAGAACUGGAGAAGGUGACGCUGGCGCUGAAAGCCCUCAGCACAAUUGGAUGA